This is a messenger RNA of Rotaria sp. Silwood1, 1287 nucleotides long. The record is from the annotation of a GenBank genome assembly. Lineage: Eukaryota; Metazoa; Rotifera; Eurotatoria; Philodinida; Philodinidae.
AUGGUUUCUUAUGUCAAGAAAAAGCAUCAAGAUUAUGAUCUGAAGUACUAUCAAAAAUUACAAUACAAACGUUCUAAAUCGAAAUCAUUUAAUUCUGAAUAUAUUCAAAAACAGAAUGCCGGACAACAAAAAUGUAGACGACUGAAGAAGGCAGCACAACAAACACCAACAAAUGCUACUGAAUCAACAACGACUGCUACUGAAGCACCAUCAAAUGCAACUGAACCACCAACAGACAGAACAAUCUUACGAAAAGCUGAAGGUGUUCGACGUCGUCGAGCUUAUACAAGAAAAUUGAAAAACCAAAGCGAAAAAUUAUCUAAUGAAAUAAAAGUAUUACGUAAAGAAAAUUCGAAGUUGAAGAAAAUUUUGUCUCAACAGCAUUCAGAAGAUAUUGAAACAAAUGAUGUAACACCAACCGUAUCACCAGCAAAAUUAUUUAUUAAUAAUAUUAGUCCACGAGCAAAAACACGUGCAACUAAACGACUAAUCGAUAAAAAAGAAGAAUUACCGCGUGGUUCUGUUUCUAAAUUAAGACAAAAAUUAGGUAUUAACUUAUCGAAUGAUUAUUCUUCUCCAUCUAAUACAUCAUCAACACUGCAAAAAGAUAUAGAAGAAUUUCUAUGUCAAGAUGAUGUUACUAAACAAGCACCUGAUAAAAAGAAACAUUUGAAUGGAAAACAAAUUAGAUACCUGCUGAAUCAUUUAUCAACUAUUCAUCAACGAUUUAUAUUCGAAACUGGUAACAAUUGUCAUUAUUCUACAUUCACACCUUAUAUUCCAGAUUAUGUGCUGAAGCCAAGUACUAAUGAUUGGGGUACUUGUUUGUGCAUUGUUUGCCUUAGUCCACAAAUGAAGCUGGAAAAGUUACAACGUACAAAAUUUCUAUAUACAGUUCUCAAGACAUUACUUCCUGAUGGUGUAACUGAUAUAACAGAUUUUGUUACAGAUGAAAUCAAAACAAAAGAUUUUUUGGAUAAUUUGGUUAAACUUAAAGAUGAACAAUUUAAUAUUACAUAUACUGAAUGGAUAAAGAAAAAAUAUAAUAAAUCUAAUGUACCUGUGUCAACAAAAACAACAUUUACAUCAUCUAUUGUUGAUUUUAUAACGAAAUUUUCAAAGGAAAUCAAUGAUUUGGUAUCACAUAUUAAUCGUGUACAUCAACAAUUUCGAGCUGCAAAAGAAGCAGGACAGAUAGCUAUGGAACAGGAAGAUACAAUUACAAUACAUUUAGAUUGGUCCGAAAACUUCAAACUGAAACAAGCGCGACAAGAAAAAGGUGAGUAA